This is a messenger RNA of Thunnus maccoyii (southern bluefin tuna), 1805 nucleotides long. It is a transcript of the gene c7h1orf210, whose product is annotated as chromosome 7 C1orf210 homolog. The coding region runs from base 224 to 673 and encodes 149 amino acids. The record is from RefSeq and is a predicted model, not a curated record. NCBI's taxonomy places the organism in Eukaryota, Metazoa, Chordata, Actinopteri, Scombriformes, Scombridae. The transcript has 3 exons.
UUUAAGAGUCAGCUGUUGUAGAAAGAGAGGCUGUCACUAGCAGGUCACAGAAACAGUUUUUUUUGAUUGACAUAUGUGUGAUAUACUCCCAUGCUCCAUGAUUUGAUGCUAGAGUUAAUGGUGCCCCAAAGUAAGAGACAGAUCCCAUCCAACAAGCAGCAAAUUGAGCCACACAGGAGAAGUCUCCCCCCAAUAGAGACUUUAUAGACAAAAGCAAAGCCAGAUGGCACUAUCAUCAGAUGGUACACUCUACAACUCUACAACAACAGCACAAAAUGACACUUUGACAAACCAGACAGAAAAACCGAACUCUCACAACUGGGAGUUCCUGGUGGCCGUCCUGGUCACAGCCAUCUCUGUCUCCAUUAUUGUUGCCCUUCUGGCUAAAUGCCAGGUGGUUCGACGCUACCUGGCCAGCUACAGGCACACGCGGCUGACUGAGACAGACACUAUUAGCCAGUGUGACCCGUCAGGCCUGGAGGUGCAAUUUGCCAUGCGAGAGGGACGUGGAAUGAGCCCUCACUGUCUCCCUCCUGUGAGCGAGGAAGAUGAUGACGGCUUCAUUGAGGACAACUACAUCCCAGCCAGUGAGAGGGCGAGGGCUGAGAGAGCAGCGGAGAACAUGGAGGACACAGAGGAGGAGAUGGAUGAAAUUGAAUUUACCAUCGGUUAGAAGGAGUGGCUCUACAACUCCCCUGAACCACCAAUUCCACUCCCACUUUUUCCUUUUCUUUUCUGUGUAAAAUACAUGUUUUGGAUUACAAAACAGGCACUUAUUAAACAUUAGUUAAGUUUAGGUAAAGUAUAAAGACAUAUAAAUGCCAGUGCUCAAGAGCCUCUUCAUUUUAAGGACACACAGAAUGACAUAUCAGGUCUGGGGGCUGUUAAAAGAGAUUGUUAGAAUAUUCUCAGGACAAUAAAUACAAGUCAAGCAGGUCAUGCUUCAUUUAGUUUAGUUUACUGUGUUCUGUAAGGACAGUAAUGGUCAUAAAUGUUUUUUUUAUUCAUAGUGAUUAACAAAGCCAUAAAACUUCUUCCAACAACUGUAAAUAUGAACCUUGAACAAUCACCUUUGCAUCUGUUGACAGUUAUUUGCCUGAGUUGAUUGUUUGGCUGAUUUAAUCCUUUAUGAUUUAGACUGAAAACCAUAAUUGUGCUAAAUGUAAACAGAAAUUUGUCAUUUUUGUUAAUGACACACAAGCAAAGAUGUAGAUAUAAUAUGGAGGGAUGUAUAAUAUGAUUCAAGACCAGUUUUUUACUGUAAUUAAUAAGUCGUGCUAAAUGUUGAGAUUUUUGAGUGAAAAGUUUUCAGACAGAUCAAUGACUUUAUAAGAAAAAAAAAAGAAAUACAAAGCUAUUUCAAAUUCUUAAAUUGUGCUGUUACAGCAUCACUGAUUUCUGCUUUUUCAAAAGCCGAGUAUGCUACAAUGUGCCAUAAAAAGAUUUUUUAAUUAGAAAUAUAUGGUAUGUAUAGGAAGAAGAUAGUGCUACAUGAAAAAUGUAGGCCGGCUCAAUUAUAGUAAAGGCAGUAUCCUAAUUGUAAUUUGUUACAUUCCACUCUUGGUUGCUAUUUUUAUGAUGGCAUCAAUGGGCUGGGACUCUCAAAACUCUUAUUAUAAGUGCAUAGCAGCAAUUUGUAAACAGUUUGAUAUGAAUAAAAAUCCAGUUGUAAGUCAAACUACGACAUUUUGUCUGUCUGCAAGGGACAUGUCUGUUUUUUAUGUUCAAAACAUGGGUGCAACUCUCCAUUCAGAAUAUUUUCCUCACAUUUUGGUCUUGUUUGCCUCAUUUGGUCACCAACUUAA